This is a messenger RNA of Tachyglossus aculeatus (Australian echidna), 3212 nucleotides long. RefSeq names its product SPARC related modular calcium binding 2 (gene SMOC2). NCBI's taxonomy places the organism in Eukaryota, Metazoa, Chordata, Mammalia, Monotremata, Tachyglossidae. The transcript has 13 exons. The record is from RefSeq and is a predicted model, not a curated record. Gene Ontology annotation, cellular component: basement membrane. Gene Ontology annotation, biological process: extracellular matrix organization. Gene Ontology annotation, molecular function: protein binding; calcium ion binding; heparin binding. The coding region runs from base 115 to 1530 and encodes 471 amino acids.
GUCCGCCCGUCCGUCCGUCCGUCCGCCCGUCCGUCCGUCCGCCCGUCCGUCCGUCCGCCCGCCCGCCCUGCCGCCCCCGGGCACCGAGCGGCGGGCACCGAGCGGCGGGGGAGGAUGCGGUGCCCGGUGCCAACGGUGCCAACGCUGGCUCCGCCGCUGCCGCUGCUGCUCCUGCUGCUGCUGCUGCUGCUGCCGGAGCUGCUCUUCCUCGUGCCCGCGCACAAGUUCUCGGCGCUCACGUUUUUGAGAGUGGAUCAAGAUAAGGACAAAGAGUGUAGUCUGGAUUGUGCAGGAUCACCUCAGAAAUCCCUCUGCGCUUCUGACGGGAGGACCUUCCUGUCCCGCUGUGAGUUUCAACGAGCCAAAUGCAAAGAUCCUCAGUUGGAAAUUGCCUAUCGGGGAAACUGCAAAGAUGUGUCUAGGUGUGUGGCAGAGAGGAAGUACACCCAGGAACAAGCCCGGAAGGAAUUUCAGCAGGUGUUCAUCCCAGAAUGCAAUGACGAUGGCACCUACAGCCAGGUCCAAUGUCAUAGUUAUACCGGAUAUUGUUGGUGCGUCACUCCCAACGGAAGGCCUAUCAGCGGUACAGCAGUGGCCCACAAAACUCCCCGAUGCCCUGGUUCUGUAACUGAAAAGUUGCCUCAACGUGAGGGCACAGGAAAAACGGUCUCCUUGCAAAUCUUUUCCAUUCUGAAUUCAGAUGAUGUUUCGGCUCCUGCGUUGGAGACACAGCCUCAAGGUGAUGAGGAAGAUAUUGCUUCUCGUUAUCCCACUUUGUGGACUGAACAAGUGAAAAGCAGGCAGAACAAAACCAAUAAAAAUUCAGUAUCUUCAUGUGAUCAGGAACACCAGUCAGCCCUAGAAGAAGCCAAACAACCUAAGAAUGAUAAUGUGGUUAUUCCCGAGUGUUCUCAUGGUGGUCUCUACAAACCCGUGCAGUGCCAUCCCUCUACAGGAUAUUGCUGGUGUGUCUUAGUUGACACAGGUCGCCCAAUUCCUGGCACCUCCACCAGGUAUGAACAACCAAAAUGUGAUAACACAGCCAGAGCCCACCCGACAAAAACAAAGGACUUGUACAAAGGUCGCCAGCUUCAAGGUUGUCCUGGAGCCAAAAAGAAUGAAUUCCUGACCAGUGUCCUAGAUGCUCUCUCCACCGACAUGGUUCACGCUGUUUCCGAUCCCUCCUCCUCUUCCAGCAGGCUUUCAGAACCGGAUCCGAGUCAUACUCUAGAAGAGAGAGUAGUCCACUGGUACUUCAAAGUACUUGACAAGAAUUCCAAUGGUGACAUUGGCAAAAAGGAAAUCAAGCCGUUUAAGAGAUUCCUGCGAAAGAAAUCAAAGCCCAAGAAAUGUGUGAAGAAAUUUGUUGAGUACUGUGAUGUGAAUAAUGACAAAUCCAUAUCUGUUCAAGAAUUAAUGGGCUGCCUUGGAGUUACAAAAGAAGAAGGUAAAGCAGACACAAAGAAACGUCAUACACCUAAAGGCAAUGCUGAAAGCAACUCCAACAGGCAGCCAAAGAAACAAGGAUGAAACAGCUUCCAUAACCAAGGCAGAUCUUUGACCUGUGGGAGAUUUCCUCACCAAAAGGCAAUAAAAACAACCAUAGUAUUUGCACUUUGUACUUUAAAUGUAAAUUCACUUUGUAGAAAUGAGAUAUUUAAACAAACUUUUUUUUAAUCUGUGAAAAUGGAACAGCUAGUUUUGAAAAAUUAAUCACAUACAAUGUAUGUGCCUUCUUUUGACCUUUGAACUCUGUACUUGGUGAAGAUGUAUCAGUUUGCAUUUCAACUUAAAAAUACCCCCAAAUUUUUUUCUGCAAACAUUAACAUAGGAGACGCCUUAUUGUAGGUAUUUUGGUUCUGUGACUAUGCCUUUAUAUUCCUAACCAGUACAGUCAUUUAACAUAGUUAUGCUUGGAUAUUUUGCUUUAUUUGAAAUCUACUGUACUCACGAUACUUUUGAAUCAGUGUUGGAGGUGUUAAGUUUCCCCAGGAAGUUUGUAAAUUACUGCUGACUCACUUUGCAAUUCAUAAACCUAGCGAGUUUUUCCAUUUUGUUUCAUUUUACUUUCCAAAGAUCACGCUCAUGCAGUGAGUUAUACGCAACCACUAAAGGAGUUAAACAACUAUGUUUAGUGCUCUUGUAGAAAAGUAUAUUUUUUCUAAACAUUUUUGAUAUGCCUUCUGUUCUGAACUUUCCUCUCCGAGUUCCGUCUUUGGCUGACAUUAGUCAUGCGGCAAAUCGGGAGAGAACGAAAUGGAUAUCGGUGUCACUCAAGUCUCUCUGCCAAGUCCCAGACCAGAGGCCUGCUGUCAGAAUGAGGCAAUAAAGGGGCAGAUGGCUAAAUGCAAAUAAAUCUAAUUAUUUGACAAGGGAGGCUCAACAGGCUUGACUGGCUAAUUCUUUCCUAGUCACCUGGUUGGGCUUAUUUCCCUCCAGGCAUCAGAGGCUCACAAGAAGGUAAAGCUAUCAGUUGAACAAAUUGCGAACAGUUCCCUGCUGUAAGGGCAUAGCCAGUGUCAUCAAGAUUGGGGCUACUCACCCUGCCAGUCUUGGAGGAGUGCAAACAAGCUUUCAUGCUUUCUCGCUCAUUUGGAUGGACGCCUCAAGAAAAUAAGAAGUUGCAGGUGCAAACCUCAUCUAAUGGGAUGGGAAAGAAAUUGUUCCAGUUCCACUUACCUACAACUGAAGGCAGCCAAAAUGACUGGUGUGAGAGACUUCACUGAGGGCAGUCACCAAACUCUGGCAAGGGAUUAACGGCCAGAAAAGCUUAUCUUUCUUAGAUAAGACAUUUGAGGGAAGACCUGCAAGCGAAGAUGGCCGUUGGCAACGCUGUUCAGAUGCUCAAGCGCUUAGUACAGUGCUCAAGUGCUUAGUACAGUACUCUGCACACAGUAAGUGCUCAAUAAAUACAAUUGAAUUGAAUGAAGAUGUAGUUUCCUUGUUGGUCAAAAUCUCCAUGACAAUUGAAAAUGUUUCAUGUUAAAUCAUGUGUGUGAAUAGGCAUUGGAAUCAUGUAGGAGGCUGAGUACCAGUAUAAGCUGUGCAGAAUUUUAGAAUUGUAAUCUUUGGAACAACACGCAAAGUACAAAAUGUGUCAACAUUAUAUUAAAAAUGGUUUUAACCUCAAGUGUAUUUGAUAACCUUGCAUAUUCUAAACUUUGAAUUUAAUCUUGUUUUUAGAUUAAAGCACAAUAUGCUGUCAAAUCUGA